AUGGAUACUAAAAACCAUUCGAGUGAUAGGGCUAGGGCGUACCCCACAGGCGACGCGCAGGGGCAGCACCCGGCUCCUGUGGGAAAUGGACAAGGGUUGUCGCACCGGAACGGGCGGGUGCGACGUAAGAAGCGAGCUCGAAGUGUGAGAGAGUUAAAAUUGAGGUGUGCAAGUUGGAAUGUAGGAACGAUGUCUGGAAGAGGAAGAGAGCUAGCAGAUGUUUUAAAAAGGCGACGGAUAAAUGCAGCGUGCCUGCAAGAGACAAAGUGGAAGGGUGCAAGGGCUAGGGAAAUCGGAGAAGGAUAUAAAUUAUUUUAUUGUGGAAGUGAUGGCAAGAGAAAUGGUGUGGGUAUAGUUUUAGAUAGUAGGUUAAAAGAAUGUGUGGUGGAUAUAAAAAGAGCGAAUGAUAGACUGAUAGCGAUUAAACUGAUUGUGGACGGCAUGACACUGAAUCUACUAAGUGUGUAUGCGCCGCAGUCAGGCUGUGAGGAGAGCGUGAAAGAAAAGUUUUGGGAGGACUUUGAUUGCCUGCUGAUGAAUAUACAGGAUAGCGAGGAAGUCUACGUGGGUGGUGAUUUUAAUGGCCAUGUAGGAAGAGAGAAUGAUGGAUAUGAGAGAGUGCAUGGUGGGUGGGGAUUGGGAAACCGGAACGCUGACGGUGAGACACUUUUACAAGCUGCCUGUGCCUUCGACCUGGCUAUAACAAACACGUGGUUUAAGAAAAAAGAGGAACACCUAAUAACCUACAAGAGUGGCCACCACGCGACACAGAUAGACUACUUCCUAGUGAGGCGGAGGAGUCUAUGCUGUGUCAAAAACUGUAAAGUGCUGCCAGGCGAAGCAUUAGUCGCCCAACAUAGGCUUGUGGUGAUGGAUGUUAAAUUAAGUGUCUCCCCCAGAAACAGCCAAAUACGGCCCCCUCCAAAGACAAGAUGGCGUAUGUUAGAGAAUGAUGAAUGUGCUAGUAGAUUUAGGAACCAUAUAGUGGAGAAAAUUAUAGAAAUGAAUGAGAUGGAAGAGAAAUUGGUAGAUGAUUGUUGGAAUGAGAUGGCCAGGAACAUAAGGAAGGUCGCAAAGGAUGUGUUUGGAGAGUCGAAAGGAAAAGGUCUGAUAGAUAGGGAUACAUGGUGGUGGAAUUUGGAAGUGCAAAAUGUACUGAGAGAGAAGAAAGUGGCAUUUAAAGAAUGGCAGGUUGUAAAAAAUGUGAAUACAAGUUUAAAAGAUGAAAAAAAGGAAGUUUACAAGGAAUUUAAGAGGAGAGCAAAGAAGGCGGUAGCAGUGGCCAGAGCUAAGGCACAAGAAAAGUUUAAUUCGUGUAUUUCCGCUUCCCACACGAGUGGCAGCCAUGUUUGGCGGGACUGUCAAGUCAACGCCAGUUUGGCGCGUAUCAAGCAGGAUGAACAAGAUGCAGGUCGUACUUGUGAAGCUGGGCGUGUGAUCAAGACGCAACGACCUUAUGUUGCCGAGCUUCGUAUGCGGCGCAGCGGAUGUACAGAGACUUCUAGACUGCAUAUAAUUGAAGAUACACUGUUGGUGCCUCCGGCAUCAAUAUUAGUGCCCUACAUCUACCCUGUAGAUCCGAAUUUGUUUGAAGUGAGGCGACAAAUUCGGUUCUAGAGAGGUUUGUGUGGUGCAUGCACUGCGACGUACAAGAUACAAGAAAACGACAUGAACGAUAACGAAGAAUAAAUUGUAUUAUAACCAUUGUGUAAUAAUUCUUGUGUAUAGGCCUUGUUAUAUAAUUAUGGUAUAACGAAGUCUAAUGUUUUAAUUUUAAAUGUAUACAUUUUAUUAAUUUAUAUUUUGCUUCAUAUUUAAUGUUGAAGAUUAAAUUUUUAAUU
Messenger RNA from Vanessa atalanta (red admiral), 1841 nucleotides. Its product is annotated as craniofacial development protein 2-like. Gene Ontology annotation, biological process: chromatin remodeling. The record is from RefSeq and is a predicted model, not a curated record. Gene Ontology annotation, molecular function: catalytic activity. NCBI's taxonomy places the organism in Eukaryota, Metazoa, Arthropoda, Insecta, Lepidoptera, Nymphalidae. Bases 1 to 1617 code for a protein of 538 amino acids. Gene Ontology annotation, cellular component: nucleus. The transcript has 5 exons.